CGAUGUGCUCGCUGGGCCUGUUCCCGCCGCCGCCGCCCCCCGGCCACGUCGCCCUGUACGAGAGCAACAACGCGCUGGUGUGCGGGCGGCCCGCGCCGCUGCCGGGACACCUGGCGGCGCUGCCGGUGCUCACCCUGCCCCGCGAGGCGCUCAAGGCGCCCGGCCGCUCCGAGCCGGGCACCAGGCCGCCCUUCAUCCACCAGCGGGAAUCCCUCUGGAAGCGCUGCCUCCGCGCCUGGAGGGACGUGGGGCUGCGCGGGGUGCUCAGCGAGGUGGCCGGCGCCGAUGAUGAAGCGCUGCACUGGGUGACGACCGGCUCCCGCUGGGCGCUCGCCCUGUGCCACCGCGUGGCCUCGCUCCACGGCUCCCUCUUCCCACACCUCUCCCUGACCAGCGAGGACAUGAUUGCUGAGUUCUCCCAAGCCGUGGACUGGGCCGGCUGCACCAUCCGCGCCUUCGCCUGGCACCCCCACGCCAGCAAGUUCGCCGUGGCUCUCGUGGACGACUCCAUCCGCGUGUACAACGCCAGCAGCGCCACCGUCCCCACGCUGAAGCACCGGCUGCAGAGGAACGUGGCCACCAUGGCCUGGAAGCCGCUGGGCGCCUCCGUCCUGGCCGUGGGCUGCCAGAGCUGCGUCCUCGUGUGGCACCUGGACCCCACGUCCCUGUCGACGCGCCCCUCGUCUGGCUGCGCCCAGGUGCUCUCCUACCCCGGGCACAGCCCCGUCACCAGCCUCGCGUGGGCGCCCGCCGGGGACCUCCUGCUCUCCGCUUCGCCCGUGGACACGGCCAUGCUGGUGUGGGACGUGUCCACCGAAAGCUGCGUCCAGCUGCAGUGGUUCGGGGGCGGCGGCGUCACCUACUUGGCCUGGUCCCCUGACGGCAGCAAGGUCCUGGCGGCCACCCCCUCGGCCGUGUUCAGGGUGUGGGAGGCGCAGACGUGGACAUGCGAGCGGUGGCCGACGCUCCGAGGGCGCUGCCAGAGCGGCUGCUGGAGCCCCGACGGGAGCCGCCUGCUCUUCUCCGUGCUGGGCGAGUCCGUCAUUUACUCCCUGUCCUUCUCCGAGUACAGCGGGGAGAUGCAAGGACAGGUGGGGGGAUCCAAAACGGCUUCCAUCGUGGCCGACCUGUCGGAAACCACCUUCGAGACGCUCUGCGGCGAGGAGAGGAUCGGCGGAGAGGUGACGGCCAUGGCCUGGGACCCCAGCGGGGAGAGACUCGCCGUGAUCAUCCGUGGGAAUCCCGACGUUCCCGAGAGCUCCACAGUCAUCGCCGUGUUUCGCACCCGCAACAGCCCCGUGUUUGAGCUCCUGCCGUGCGGGUUCCUGCGGGGCGAGCAGGACGCGCGGCCGCAGCUCAUCGCCUUCCAGCCCUGCUUCAAGCAGGGCGCCCUCCUCACCGUGUGCUGGUCCACGGGCAGGAUCAGCCACGUGCCCUUCUUCUUCGUGAGCGCCCGGCCGCCCGGCGGCAGCCCCGGCCGCAGCCCCGUGGCCAUGGCCAGCGCCAGCGUGCGGGAGCAGCCCCUCUUCUCCGAGCUCUGACGGCCUCGCAGGCUCCUCCAGCGCCUCUUCCCAACCUCCUCUGAUCCCGACGAGAUCCUGGGAUGCUGCUCUGCUGCCUCGGGCACCACUGACCUCGGAGCGGCAUGUGGAGAACGGAUUAAAGAUCCCCACUUUCUAUUCGC
Messenger RNA from Nothoprocta perdicaria, 1684 nucleotides. It is a transcript of the gene AAAS, whose product is annotated as aladin WD repeat nucleoporin. Gene Ontology annotation, molecular function: protein binding. Gene Ontology annotation, biological process: nucleocytoplasmic transport. Gene Ontology annotation, cellular component: nuclear pore. The coding region runs from base 3 to 1541 and encodes 512 amino acids. The transcript is spliced from 16 exons. The record is from RefSeq and is a predicted model, not a curated record. NCBI's taxonomy places the organism in Eukaryota, Metazoa, Chordata, Aves, Tinamiformes, Tinamidae.